CAUUCCUGUCAUUCCUUACGGAUCCAAUCCCUUAUCGCGUUAAUUCAACUUUUCUUAUAUAUACCCCACAAGUUGUAACGCGACCAAGAAAUCUCUCCCUCAAGCUCCUCAAGGAAACACAGAUCCUCAGCUUUAGGAUUUACACACAGUUCAAGAUGUCAGGUCGUGGAAAGGGAGGCAAGGGUCUAGGCAAAGGAGGAGCUAAGAGACACCGCAAGGUCCUCCGUGAUAACAUCCAGGGCAUCACAAAACCUGCGAUUCGUCGUCUGGCUCGCAGAGGAGGAGUCAAGAGGAUCAGCGGUCUGAUAUACGAGGAAACCCGAGGCGUUCUGAAGAUAUUCCUGGAGAAUGUGAUCCGCGAUGCUGUUACCUAUACUGAGCACGCCAGGAGGAAAACGGUGACAGCCAUGGAUGUGGUGUAUGCCUUGAAGCGCCAAGGAAGGACUCUGUAUGGCUUCGGAGGUUAGGGCCUUGUUUUUUGGGGAAAAAAAAUGCUACUGUCAAGAUAUCAAAUCAGUGUUGCGUUUCGUGUUGUGGUUAGGAUGAUAUGGAAUCCCUUAUUAGUUGUUUAGGGGAUUUGUUAUGUUUCUGCAGUUGUUUCACGCUGUAAAUUGUCAGUUGAAUUGCAAUGCAAAUGGAAGUUUUAUCAUUAA
Messenger RNA from Tripterygium wilfordii, 653 nucleotides. Its product is annotated as histone H4. Gene Ontology annotation, biological process: nucleosome assembly. Gene Ontology annotation, cellular component: nucleosome. Gene Ontology annotation, molecular function: DNA binding; protein heterodimerization activity; structural constituent of chromatin. The transcript has 2 exons. The coding region runs from base 156 to 467 and encodes 103 amino acids. The record is from RefSeq and is a predicted model, not a curated record. NCBI's taxonomy places the organism in Eukaryota, Viridiplantae, Streptophyta, Magnoliopsida, Celastrales, Celastraceae.